Molecule: messenger RNA, 3404 nt
Organism: Lutzomyia longipalpis
Lineage: Eukaryota; Metazoa; Arthropoda; Insecta; Diptera; Psychodidae
Gene: nerfin-1
Product: insulinoma-associated protein 1a
Exons: 1
Coding region: 448-1542 (364 amino acids)
Biological process (GO): negative regulation of transcription by RNA polymerase II; regulation of cell cycle process; neuron differentiation
Cellular component (GO): nucleus; transcription repressor complex
Molecular function (GO): RNA polymerase II cis-regulatory region sequence-specific DNA binding; DNA-binding transcription repressor activity, RNA polymerase II-specific
Source: RefSeq, a predicted model, not a curated record
AGCAGCAUAAUGUUGUACAUAGUACGAAAGAGAAGCGGCAAAAGGAAGGACCCCAAUAUCGCACGUGUUGGGCAAAGAGUCGCGUGCCGAAAAGGCGUUUCCAGCUGCGUGUUAUGCUUUCUUCUUAUGGGGUGCGCAAGCGCUUCUACCAUUGGAUGAGGGGACACAUAAGUCCGUGACGGUGUGUGUUUCCCUACUAGCUGCUGGAAGUGCCUGGGGAAUCCCAUAAAUACCAACAUUUCCAGCACUUGUACACUCAUUCACUCGCUAGUCCUCGCCGUGGUGGCAUCGAGUGUGUGUUUCGUAGUGAUUUUCCUUUUUUUACAAUAGAAGGGGUUUGAUUUUCAUUUGACCGCGUUCAUUUUUCAUGUUUGAGCUUUCUUGGUGGUAAAUCCCGGAAGCGUGGAUAUUUUUGGGACUUUUUGAGUGCUUUGUGUGAAGUAUGCGAUGGAAUCUCAACAGUUUGUGGCAUUUCGGCCAAUCAGCACUGGUGGACUCCUGACCACCGUGGCUGAUUUGCCGGUGAGUCUUAAGCGUCACUACACUGUGCUCACGGAGUCACCGCUUGAUUUAUCUGUUAAACCCACCUUGGAUGCAAUUACCCCACCUAGCACUCCAUCUCCGCCAAAGAAGCGUUACCGUGACAUUGAGGUGAAGCUAGAGCCAAAGGCUGAUGGGGGUGAGGAGGUGAAUGAGAAAACGCCAAAGAGUCGACCAAAGUCAUCAGCAUCACGCUCAGCUGCAAAGAGUGGUGGUGGUGAGCAUAAAAGAACCAAAGCGGUGCGAAAGCUAAAAUUCGACGAGGACACCUCGUCGCCAGUUUCGGGGACAAUCAUUCGUCCAUUUGAGGAGAUUGAUGAGAAUAAUGAAGAUCAAAUUGGAGACAUUGAUCCGCAGUACAACAUUGUGGAGGUAACGGAGGAAGCCAAGGCGGAAAUAGCUGCAAUCCCCAAUGUAAUUGGUGCAUAUCGGUGCAGAUUGUGUCGCAAUGAGUUUGAGGAUGCCUUCGGAUUGGCGCGGCAUCGGUGCUCGUGCAUUGUAUUGCUGGAGUAUCGAUGCCCAGAGUGUGGGAAACGCUUCAACUGUCCGGCCAAUUUGGCGUCACACAGGCGUUGGCACAAGCCAAAGGAGCAAAUUGUGGCAAAACGACAGGACACUGCUGGUGAGUCAGAAAACCAGUUCCCAUGCUCAGAGUGUGGGAAGUUCUUCAAGAGGAUGGCAUACCUGCGAAAGCACAUGGCCACCCACACGAAAAAGGACAAAGUGGUGUCUCACAGUUCGCGCAGCAGUGACUCAUUCAGUGACCCUCCGCGCGCCACGGAGGAGCGGCAGAAUAUCACAGAAAUGAUUUUUCACUAUGCCAGCAUGAGGAAUACACCAUCAACCACGUCAUCGUCGGCGUCUGAGCGCUCAACACCCUCCCCCAGGAUGCAGAUUAUUGAUGAUGCCUUCACGGAGGAGGAAAAUCUCGCAGCUGCAGCCUUGGCGCACCUCCGCAAUGGACCGUCCGUGAUUCGUCAUACAACAGCCCUUGUGGUGUGACACGCGAUGCUCUUGCUAUCCCCAAAGGAAAGCCGUAGUUCUUAGUCAUUUUGUAUGAAAAAUAUUUUUUCUUUCUAUUUCUUAGGAUCCACAUAUAAGGUGUAUAUAAUAUGCAAAUUUCUCUCUCAAAUGGGAGAAGAAAAUCAUGCAAAAGAUGGGAAAAUCUAGUCAAGACAAAUAAUUUAUUUAAUUUAUCAAACAUUUCAUAUACAUGUAUAGCGAUAGCAUGUAAAUUAAUUUUUCGGCACAACUUCAUUGAAUGAUUGGAGUUUUUUCAGUGAAGGAUUUUUUUGUAUUCAGCACAGUGUUUGUUGUAUUAAAAAAAUGAUUGAAAUUACAUGAAAAAAUAUUUAAUUUUCGUGUAUUACCAUUAAUUUAUUGAACUCUUGAAAAAUAUUAAAUUUCAAUUUUCACUUGGAUUUAAUUUAUGGUGAAAGUUUAACAAUUUUAACUCGGAUAGGCCCAUAAAUUUUUUUUCAGAAAUUUGAUUUCAUUUUUGUCAAACGAAUUUAAGUUUAAGAGCAAUAAUUCUACUGUUUUCUUUGGAUUUAAAAAUUUCUUUAAAGUUUAUUGAAAAUGAAUAUUUUAUGUUUUUUCUUACUCGACGUAAAUAGUGCAAUUACUUAUAUUAACGAAAGACAUCUUAAAUGGACAUAUCCGAGUUAAAUGUUUAUAAAAAUUCUAAAUUAAAUUUCAUUUUUUGUAUUUUUUUUUAAAUUUUUAAAUGCAGCUUAUCUAAAAGUUUUUUUUUGUUUAUGAUUGGCCUUUUUCUUUUUUUAUUUCUUUCAUUGAAAAUAAUAAAAUUUGCAAUGAAGCAGGCAAGAGGAAAUAGAUUGCAAUUUAUUUAAAUUAAAAAGACAAUUGUGUGCCAUUUUUUUCACUUUGUAAUUUCUUUUUUUUUCUCUUGAUGGAUUUAAUUUCAUACUUAAAAAAAAUAGCAUGUAAAAAAAUAAAUUUUGUGCCUCUUUUAGAUUAAGUUUACAGCGUAAAAAUCUUCACCAAAAUGUUAAGCAAAGAUGAUUAAUGAUUAUAAAGUUCUUUAAUUUCUGGAUUUCAUAAUCACAAUUUGAUUGAUCAGGGAUGAAACUCAAUUUAAAAUACAAUGAGUUUUAUGAAGGAAAAAUCAUUUUUUUAAAGAGGUAAAGCUAUGAGUCUAACUAACUAACUAACCUGGGUAGGUUUGAAAAUAUUGUUUGCUAAAUAAGUCUAAAUAGAAUAACAGCAGUUUGAAAUAAAUUCUGUUAAAAAAUAAUUUUCACGACACCUUUCACAUAAACGUUUCGAACAUUUAGUUAAGAAACUUUUAAUUAAAUUAAACUUAAAAAAAGAACAAAUUUUAGUGUUCAAAAAAACUAAUAAUACCUACAGAUCUCACAAAGAAACAAGCAUUUGAUACAAAAGUUAAUUCUUUGUCAUGUAAUUUUUCAAUCAUAUCAUUAAUUAAAUUAUUAUUAUAUAUUUAUAUAGAGAAAAAGAAAAAAAAUGUAAAAAUUAUUUUUGUACGAUUUGAAUGAGAAAAAAAUGAGUAAUAUUCUAGUCAAUAGAUUUAACAACAACAACAAAACUAUUUAUUGCGGUCGAGUUUUACGCACAACAUAUAAAUUUUAUAAAUUUAAUUUUAUCGAAAAAUUUUGCAAAAAUUUAUCUGAUAAAUUUAUAUAAUUCAAUGUGAUACUAAAUCUUAAGAUUUCACUGAAACAAAGAAGAAUAAAAUAAAUGUAAAUCGUGUUUAGUUUUAAUGAAGGACAAUUUUCUUCAGGCGAGCUGAAUGAAUAAUAUAAAACCAAAAUGUAGAAUUUAAAGAAAAAAUAGUUUUGUAAUUUUUGCUUCAAAUAAAUAAAUAUAUCUACAUUUUUUUCAUA